Radiomyces spectabilis is the source of this 881-nucleotide messenger RNA. RefSeq lists its product as uncharacterized. Gene Ontology annotation, molecular function: peptidyl-prolyl cis-trans isomerase activity. The record is from RefSeq and is a predicted model, not a curated record. Lineage: Eukaryota; Fungi; Mucoromycota; Mucoromycetes; Mucorales; Radiomycetaceae. Gene Ontology annotation, biological process: protein peptidyl-prolyl isomerization. Bases 134 to 775 code for a protein of 213 amino acids. The transcript is spliced from 5 exons.
AUUUGCGAUGAAAUUGACGAAUAGAAGUCCGCCACCAAUGACCGCGUCAUAAUCCCGCAAGUAUUUCUCUGGUGCCUAGUUCUUUUUUUUUUCUUGUUGCAUUCCCACUCUUUAUUCAGUUCAUCAACUCAUCAUGGUCCGUGUUGCUGGCAUCAGCUUCCUCGCUACUUUGUUUGCUCUCGGUGUUCAAGCAUUGAAAGAGCCUCCGAAGGGUUUGCAAAUCGGUAUCAAGAAGAGAAUUCCCGACGAGGAAUGUACUAAGCGUUCUCAUGACGGUGAUAUGUUAACGAUGCAUUAUACGGGCACGUUGUUCGAUACGGGCGAGAAGUUUGACAGCAGUCUUGACCGAAACCAACCCUUCGAAUUCACUUUGGGAACCGGUCGAGUGAUUCAAGGCUGGGAACAAGGUCUUAAAAAUAUGUGUAUUGGAGAAAAGAGACGAUUGGUGAUUCCUCCCCAUUUGGGUUACGGAGAUCGAGGUGCCGGUAGUGCCAUUCCUGGUGGCGCCACCCUCGUGUUUGACGUGGAACUUGUCAACAUCAAGGAAGGCACUCGACCUUAUGACUAUGCACAGAACAAACAACAACAGCUGCAGGAGAAAAUAGCCAACUAUUUUGAUUUGUCCUCGCCCUUAUUCUUGUACUCUACGGGCGGCCUCUUGGCUUUGUUGGUUCUCUGUUACUGGUUGACCAACAAAGGUUCAUCCGAAGAGACCAAGGAAGUCAAAGUGACUGAAACCAAAUCUGAAGGUGAAAAGGUCAAAAAGGCCGACUAACAGAUCUCGGCCUCUCGCACUUUUUUUUUAUGUACAGCAAAAAAGAAAACGCAGCACAUACAAGACGGGAUGCUCAACAUAAUAAAAAGCUAGUAUGAAUUGGGCU